Messenger RNA from Nicotiana tabacum (common tobacco), 1573 nucleotides. RefSeq names its product IAA-amino acid hydrolase ILR1-like 5. The record is from RefSeq and is a predicted model, not a curated record. Gene Ontology annotation, molecular function: hydrolase activity. Gene Ontology annotation, biological process: auxin metabolic process. NCBI's taxonomy places the organism in Eukaryota, Viridiplantae, Streptophyta, Magnoliopsida, Solanales, Solanaceae.
AAAGAAAAUCACAUAAGUACCCCCCGAGUCAGUCAAAGUGUCAAACACCCAAUAGUUGAAGAAAAUGCUCUCUUAUACCCCCAGAAAUAAUCUUCAGAGAUUGCUACUCCAGUUGUAAAUAUCCCCUUUACUGUUUGAUCGCGAAUGGAAUUUUACCAAAAACUGGCAACAUGUUCUCAUUUGUCGCUUUUGUGCUUCAUCCUCUUACAUUCCAUUCAAGUUCAAGGUAGCUACUUUGAUCAAGAAUAUGGUAAGCAGGUACUGAGCUCAGCAAUACAAGAUAAAGAUUGGUUAGUAUCCAUAAGAAGGAUAAUUCAUGAAUACCCAGAACUCAGAUUCCAAGAAUAUAACACCAGUGCUCUCAUUCGUACUGAACUUGAUAAACUUGGCAUUUAUUAUGAAUACCCUUUUGCCAAAACUGGUCUUGUUGCUCUAAUUGGCAGCAGUUCUCCUCCUGUUGUUGCUUUACGAGCUGAUAUGGAUGCCCUUCCUCUCCAGGAGCUUGUUGAAUGGGAGCAUAAGAGCAAAGUUACUGGCAAAAUGCAUGGAUGUGGACAUGAUGCCCACACGGCGAUGCUUCUUGGCGCUGCUAAGCUGCUGAAUGAGCGAAAGGACAAACUUAAUGGAACGGUAAGACUUGUUUUCCAACCUGCGGAGGAGGGAGGAGCUGGUGCAUAUCAUAUGAUCAACGAAGGGGCUCUAGGUGAUGCAGAAGCUAUAUUUGGAAUGCAUGUUGAUUUUAAAAGACCUACAGGGAGCAUCGGUACUAGUCCUGGGCCGAUUUUAGCUGCUGUUUCCUUCUUUGAGGCAAAAAUAGAAGGAAAAGGUGGGCAUGCUGCAGAACCCCAUGCUACUGUGGAUCCAAUACUUGCUGCAUCAUUUGCAGUUGUGGCAUUGCAGCAGCUCAUCUCAAGAGAAGUAGAUCCCCUUCAUAGUCAAGUUCUUUCUGUUACUUAUGUCAGAGGUGGAUCAGCAUCAAACGUAAUUCCGCCUUAUGUUGAAUUUGGGGGAACUCUGAGGAGUCUUACAACUGAAGGCUUGCUUCAACUUCAAAAGAGGGUGAAAGAGGUAAUUGAAGGACAGGCUGCUGUGCAUAGGUGUAAGGCGUACAUUGACAUGAAAGAGGAGGAUUUCCCAGCAUAUCCAGCUUGCAUAAAUGAUGAGCGCUUACAUCAACAUGUAGGGAGGGUUGGCAAACUCCUGCUUGGUUCCGAGAACAUCAAGGAAACUGAAAAGGUUAUGGCAGGUGAGGACUUUGCCUUCUAUCAAGAAUUGAUCCCUGGAGUUAUGUUUCAAAUUGGAAUCAGAAAUGAAAAACUGGGCUCUACCCACGCUCCACACUCCCCUCACUUCUUUCUCGAUGAGGAUGUCCUGCCAAUUGGAGCAGCGUUGCACACAGCCAUAGCAGAGAUGUAUCUGAAUGAUUACCAACAUCCCAUUGCGGUUUAGAUAAUUUACAUUGUUGUUAGUUAAAUGUUCCAAUCACUACUCAUACAUUCUGUGCAUUGUAUAUGUUAUAACGAUUAACAAUUAAAUUGAAAGUGAUGACUGUCUGUUCAGGUAGUUCAUUUGC